AGCUCAGACAAAAUAAAGUUGCCCGAUCAUGAGCGAUUUCUUUCCAGUCACUCCCCACCUUUCGGCGAGCCCACUCGAGUUAAAAAAGCCCCGCAGCUCCGGCUGGGAGCUCAGAGCGCUGAUCGAUCAGAGGACGAUGGUUACCGAGGGAGGUCGCGUGAUCCGACGGAGCAGCAGAGUGAGGAGGCUGGCGGUCGUGGUGGCCGUGCAGAACCUGCUGGUGGUCACCUGCCUGCUGGUCACCCUUUACCUUUACCUGAUGUCUCCGGCUUUGCAGCCAAAAGCCAUCCCGUACAUACAGUUUGAAGUGCACACAGAGUUCAGAGCAGACACACUUCUGGAGUUGAAUAAGUCUAGCGAAAGCAGCUUGCAGAACAACAAUGGCAACAUCACCAUCGGCUGCACGGGGCCCUACGUUUGGUACAUGCAGGGCUGCUACGACAACAUGGACGACAAGAAGAACACGACCGUCAGGGGGAAUCUGACGCUGCUGGCGAAACACAAUCUUCCAGUUGGCUCCAUCUCCAUGAACGCAACACAAGAUGUGGUCUGCAGGGGGCUCCACAGUAUCGUCUACCUGGUGGCAGAAGAUGUAGCCAGGUUCCGCUUUUCCUCACAAGAGGGAUUUCGGUUGUUGAACGCGAGUAUGGGCCUGAGCUACCUGCUUGGAAAUAGAUGUGAGUAUUGACUCAAUCCAAAGAAUAAAUAAAUACAUAAAAAU
Molecule: messenger RNA, 721 nt
Organism: Poecilia latipinna (sailfin molly)
Lineage: Eukaryota; Metazoa; Chordata; Actinopteri; Cyprinodontiformes; Poeciliidae
Exons: 3
Coding region: 29-688 (219 amino acids)
Source: RefSeq, a predicted model, not a curated record